Molecule: messenger RNA, 2356 nt
Organism: Dreissena polymorpha
Lineage: Eukaryota; Metazoa; Mollusca; Bivalvia; Myida; Dreissenidae
Exons: 2
Coding region: 169-1902 (577 amino acids)
Molecular function (GO): protein binding
Source: RefSeq, a predicted model, not a curated record
UUUAAUACAACAAGUCAUGCUUCGCCGAUUUCUUUUUGUAAAUACGACCGUCGAAUGUAUUUAGUUCACAUAAAAAGCUUAAACAAGUAGGUUACAGACGAUUUGUGUUGAAUGUAGAUUUUUAAGUCUUAGUUUUUCUGCGUUAUGGUUAAGUGUUAACACGAAAGGAUGGAUAACCCAGAUACAAAACGGCCAUUAGCAGCUACGGCUAGCAUAGACGAAGAAAGUAGUACGGAAGCAUUCAAGCGCUUAAAAUCGGACUAUGAAAUAGCAAUAGACGAACAAGUUGCUAUAGAUAUGGCUGAACUAAAGGAUGCACUUGAUAAAAAAGAUGGUCACGUCAAUUUGAUAGGUAGUGAGAUUUCCCACAAUGAGGAAACUGAUAUGGGCACGCUCAGCUCUGGUUUGGCGUGCCUAAAUUCUGAGACUGCAGACGCAAACGCUGAUGUCGAUGAAGCAAUAGAUACCCAGCCACUUGACGAAGAGGAGGACAUGGAAAACUAUGACAUGUUUGACGAAGAUUUGUGCUACAAUAGUAAUGCGGAAUCAGACCUGAAGGUAUGUGAGAUGUUACGGAAAAUAUCUGAAGCUGUGUUGUCGUCAUUACAAAAUGAUGGGUUAGAUGAUAUGGAUGGACCUUCUAGCUUUGUGUCUGAAGAUGCAGCGGAUUACGGUCAUGAGGGUGGGAAUGUUCUAUCGUACUUACAGAUGAGUGUUCCGAGGGAAGUUCAGGCAGCGAUUGCUCAAUAUUUGUCUUCUGGAAGCCUUGAAAAUGUACAUGUGUCUUUGGACACGAUCCACUAUUACUUCCACGUGGCCAUUAACUUGCGUUUGCGACAACUGACGCAUCAUUGCCUUGCCUUUUGCUUUAAGGCCAACCAGAAAGAACUGCUGACUAAAUUCGGGGACUGCGAGUGCAGACGGCACAUCAAGAACGAAUCCGCGCAAGGAUACGAGCGCACGCAGAGUGUCGUGUCUGUCCAUGACGAAAGUAGUCCGCCUCAGUACCUCGUUGCGUUUACGACUGAACCAAAAAGUAAACGACCUGGAGAGGUAUACGCGCGAAUAAUCGACACGGACACGAAAAAAAGUGUUUUCAAAAGGGAGGUGGAAAAAAUACGCCAAUCUGGACAGGGCUUUGCGUGUUGUAGCAUCGAAAUUCGAGAGUCGCCGUAUUUGUACCUUAGUGGCGGCAGGGAAAGGUCGACUCAGGUCUUAAAGUAUGACGUCAUUCUCGGAAAAUGGAACAAAUGCGCGAAGUUGUUGCACGGCCGUUAUAUGCACAUGAUGGUUGCGCUUAAGGGCAACUCAAAAGCACUUUUUGUUCUCGGUGGUGCAGAAGUUCAAUCGAUUGAGGAGUUUGAUUUGAGGAAAAAUAAGUGGUUUGAACGCGGUUCCCUUCUUCUGCACGUUGUUUCGGCUGCUUACACCGGUCAUCAAGACAAUAUUUAUAUUUUUGGCGGGAAAACACCCACGGGACCACAGCCGGCAGUGCAAUGCUACAACUCAACAACGCGCAAAAUGAGUAGAUUGGCGGACUUGCCCUGCGCCUUUAACGGCGGUUCCUGCGUUGUUUUAGAUCACCAGAUCUUCAUCGCUACAAAUCAAGGUCACAUGAUCAGUUUUGAUACGCAGACGAGCGUUUCUUGCCUAUGUUCGCAGCACCCGGUUCCAAAGCGGGACUUCACGAUGUGUGCCAAAGAUAAUAGGAUCUAUGUUAUUGGCGGAGUGAUAUGCAAUGAUGACGUCACUUCCGGCGAAACGCACCACUAUCGGUUCAACCCCGAGAAAGAUGUUUGGGUGGAGCAAGACGCUGUGUUUCAGAGUUUUCCCGUCCUGUGCAGCUGCGUGAUAACAUAUCCACAGAAGUGUUCGGUCAUUCCUUUCCGAGAUGAUAUAUAGAUUGUUUUUACUUUUUUAUUAAAAUGAUAUAGAUUGGUGUCAAAUUACUCAUACUUACCGAACAACACUCGUACAACAUGCCAGUACCGAUAUAUGUAUCCUCAUGUGUGGAAUAUUGUCUAUGACAAUACUGUUUUUAGUUAAAAUAUAUUUAAGCUAGAAUAUUAAUUGACAUUGGGGUCCGAGGAAAAUUUCACUCACAUUUAACUCGCUACUAUAAUCUGACCGAACAUGGUUUUCGUUAUCUUAAUCCAUUCCUCACAAUUGUUUGUACUGUAAUAUCAUAAUAAUAUACACAUGCAGAUAAAAUUAUGUUUGAAUGUCAUCAUCACAUGUAAGCAACGAAUUAAAUGUUAGCUCAAAGCGAGGAUACAUUUUUGUGUUGAUGUUUACCUUAGAGGAAGAACAUGCGAACGAUUGAAAUGAAGACAUAUUGCAAUCAUAUCGUCUGAUA